GAAAUAAUAUAUAGGUAGGUGAUUUUUAAUAUUAUAUAUUUAUAUUCCAAGAUUAAGAAAACUGCAAUUUAUAUGAGUCUUCUACAAUGUUUAGAUUUUCUAACCAAAUCCGUGACGAAUCGAAACAUAUUUUUGAUAUGUAAUUCAUCGCGAUGAUAAUUACAUAUAGCGGGCACUUAGUUUAAUGUACUGAUUGCAUACAUUGUCAUUGACAUUUGUGAAGAAUACUCAGCCUUCUUAUGCUGGGAAAAGAACAUUGCUACGAAUUGGAAGAUUCAUUCAGACUGACUGGUUCACAACAUCGUUCAUGUUGUUAAACGUCCAUGCACCUUGCGCAGUCUGAAGUAUAUAUUCGGGUUUCGUAUCAGCCAUGUUGAACACAAGCCGACAAUAUCGAUUCAGUCUUCUGCCGUAGGAAAGAUUUUUCGUCAAUCAUCAAACAUAAUUUGCUGGAUAUAUUUGCCAACUGUUUACUGUUUCUCAGCCUCAGUAACCAUAUAUUCAGGUGUCUCCUGCUGAGAGUCGUGAGAAAUAAGCUUUGAUAUAUAGACGGAAGAAAUCACACACAAUCUAAUUGAGAAAUCAAUUUGUCGAUACCGUUAAAUGUGUAUCUUUAAACAAGUUUAUCGUUAUGACUUAGCACUAGACGGCAAUCUCUGCCUCCUCAUAUAGUUCCAGUAGUUAGUCAGAAUAGCAAGAAUCAUGCAUAUUCUACAAUAGGUACAUAUGAAAUUUAUGAAUCGAUACCUUGAUGCACUUAUAUAUAUGCCUUACCUGUUCCCAUACUAGCCAUGUGGUUCUUUCUCCAAAAUGUACUGUGGUAUAGACUAGUAGUAUUAGAUAGGUUAUGGGGAUAUUUACGGCUAUCAGGCAACAAUAUUGUUAUGGACGGAGGGCCAGUGGUGGAGUUACGCCAUCAGUGUACUAGCCGCAACCGCACUUAUAUUUAUUCAACAUGGCGUCGAACCAAUGACUCCAAAGUUUUAAAUGGCCAAUGAACUUGAAUAGGAAUGCUUUUACGUUUUUUCACUUUCGCAUUGGUAGCUUCAAUCAAACACAGUUUUGCAGACCAAAAUUGUACAGAUUUUGAUUUCGUCCAAAGUUCUCCAAAAAAUGAGGACAAUCACACGAAUUACAUUGGCAAAGCAUGGAGUAUUGACUGCCGAAUCAAAGGCAAUUCUUCCACGGCUGAGGUUAGACUAUACCAGGAUGGUGUGCUCAGGAGACCCGAUGGUCGUGUUUUGAAAGUUAAGGAACAGAUAUAUUCGUUGUUGAGUGAAAAUAAUUCUGACAUUGGCGAAUAUUCUUGCCAAUACUGCAAUAGGAGUAAAAUCGUUGGAAAGAUUACUGCAGAUACGGCAAAACGGCGUCCAACAAUAUACCCUAAUGAACAGAAACCUAUAAAUUCCGGGGAAAGUAUAACCUACUCGUGUCAAGUGGAAGGUGUCUAUGACAUGUACUGGUAUAGAGUGGCACGUAAUGGUACUAAAAAGUUAAUGAAUAGUGUAGAUGAGUCACUUUGGAAGAAUGAUUUCAGGUUUACUCGCCGUCGACUUACAAUACACAAUUUUACUGAAGAAGAUGAAGACAUGUAUAUGUGUUUUAUCAAAAGAUCGACGAAUAAAUAUGUCGCCGAAAAAGAAAUGUUUCUUGCCGUGAGAGAUUCUUCAAAAGAUAUGCAUAUACCAGUCCACUGGUAUUAUACUUCAUUCAGAAAAAGAGAAAUUAAUGGUCAUGUUUUUCUUACCAUACUGCAUGUGUAUGCCUGCCAUUUACCCUUGGUUGCAAAUCUUAUCGUUUUGGAACCUGUUAAAGGCAUUGUGUGGGGAAAAAAUUUCACAAUCGGCCAGUCAAAACCGAUAAAAUUAGGACAGAACUCCAGCUUUGGCGUGACUGUAGAAAUGCACAGCCAUGAUCAUGGGAGAUAUAAAGACCGUUUGCAUAUUAAGGCUCUUUUACACAAUAUUAAUGCGAGAGUUUCUCAUUCCUCAAUCAAAAUUAUGGACCAAAAGUUUAUCAUAACAACAGCAAAGUGUGACAAAAGAGAAAAAUGCUACAACACAACAUUAAACAACCUGGUGUGUCCACGAUAUCUGGAUAGUUUAGAAGAAAAGCUAAAUGCGACGUUCAUUCUCACCCUACGAGAUCCUUGCAAGGAAAUAUUCAAUCUUCAGAUUUAUAAUAGAAGUCAGUCAGCUACAAACCGCUCUCUAUUGGAUGCGGAGUUCGAUCAGAACCAUACACAUGUCAAGAUGAACUUGACGGGAUAUAAUAAGGAAAUUGAUAGGUUUGCAAUUCAAGGAAAAGCGAAAUUCUCAGAAUGGAACCUAAGACUACAAGUUAAGAAACUUUCUUCCACCACAAAAAGAGUUAAGCUUUUUUUGGAGAUGCCCAAAGUGAGGUUGGCGGGUCAUUCUAUUAUCAUGGAGGGAGAUUACCACCUAAAUUGCCCUUCAAAAGGUGAGUCAGAUGUAAAAGACCAAACAAAGGUUAUUGUUUUUAUAUCCAUUUCCCUCAUUAUUCUUGGUUUGGUAAUAUUCAUUGGUGUAUGUCUCUACCGAAAGUUCAGUGGCCGUCCCAGAGAUGAACCUCUACUCAACUCAAUGGAAGUGGAACCUGAAGUAUAUAAAUUGUAAUCGAAGCUUCUCAAACAAAUACUAAGACAGACACACGUUUAUCAAAAUCUCUUUUACAUUUGUGUAUAGUCUAAAGUUGGUGGUGGCCCGUGAACAUUGACACAAACAAUAUCCUGACUGUAUAGAGCACAAAAAUCCUAAUAAUAUAACAGCCACUGUCAUGUCACCGACUGGAAAUUUGUAGCAUGAAAUAAAAAUCUUGAUAAAAAAAUAAAAACGAAUUUGUA
This is a messenger RNA of Dendronephthya gigantea, 2863 nucleotides long. RefSeq lists its product as uncharacterized. The record is from RefSeq and is a predicted model, not a curated record. Bases 1011 to 2636 code for a protein of 541 amino acids. NCBI's taxonomy places the organism in Eukaryota, Metazoa, Cnidaria, Anthozoa, Malacalcyonacea, Nephtheidae. The transcript is spliced from 10 exons.